UCAGCGCAAAAUGUCAAAUACUGAAACAAAUCAAAUUAUGCUGCGCUUGAGUGGCCUGCAAAUUGUUGAGACACCGCGGCAACAGCAACACCGUGAAAGUGGAAAACGUGAAUGUCACUCGGAGAACGCUUGCAUGGCGGUUGUACCCGCUACACCCUGUUCUGGUGCAACCACAUUCUUGACGGAACUCAAGAAGCGACGGAAAAGCAAAACUUAUCGUGUCUUUAACUAUGAGAUGGACAAGCAAUUCAUUAAAGCACGCAAAUCGUUAGAAUUUUAACUAAUACCAAUGUAAUCACUUCUUUUAGCAAUAAUCACAUUCGAUUUUAAAUCAAACAACACUUUUUUUGAAUACAAAU
Drosophila grimshawi is the source of this 359-nucleotide messenger RNA. It is a transcript of the gene Z600, whose product is annotated as protein Z600. The transcript has a single exon. The record is from RefSeq and is a predicted model, not a curated record. The coding region runs from base 11 to 280 and encodes 89 amino acids. NCBI's taxonomy places the organism in Eukaryota, Metazoa, Arthropoda, Insecta, Diptera, Drosophilidae.